Bactrocera tryoni is the source of this 1131-nucleotide messenger RNA. RefSeq names its product angiopoietin-1-like. The coding region runs from base 1 to 1131 and encodes 376 amino acids. The transcript is spliced from 6 exons. Lineage: Eukaryota; Metazoa; Arthropoda; Insecta; Diptera; Tephritidae. The record is from RefSeq and is a predicted model, not a curated record.
AUGCAGAAUCCACGCAAGUAUACGGUUCUAGGCUGCUUGCUCUUCCUAUUGUUGCCGGCAAUAGUUGACGGCGAAAAUAACGGAGAAGAGCCAUUAGCAAUUUAUUUAGAUGUUGGAAAUGAAAUUCAAAAUGUUAUUAGUUUGGUCAAUAAACACGAAACGAAGUUAAACGAUUUCGACGAUAAGUUACUAAGACUUCAAAAUAUGCUGGCAAAAUUCGAAAAACAACUUUUGACGUUGGAGCUAAAUUUGAAUACUGCUGAGAAUUUGGAUCAAAAAUUACAGGUUUUCAACGCGAAGUUUGAACAGCGGCUCUCAUCAAUCGAAACUAAUUUAGCGUCUUCUAUGAAGAUACAAGAGGAAAACUUCAAAGCGCUGUCUGACGAAAAUUCUCUACUGCAAGAGGAGUUCUUGUCCCAUAGGGACGAUUGUUGCCCCGCGGGACAUACCUUAAAUACAGAGAAUUUGAACAAAGCGUUAGCUUCUGUUGCAAAUACCACACAGAGUCUGGCAAUAGUAACGUCUUCGGAAAAGCCGACAAUAGUUAGCACGCCACAAACAUUACGUGAUUGUGUCGAAGUGAAAAUGAUGCUUGGUUCACAGUAUAAAGACGGUGUUCACGAACUACACUUGCCAGGUUUUGACGCUUUCAGCGCAUAUUGCUUAACUAGAUGUUCACAAGAGGAUCAAAUAGACUGUUGCCCCUGGACUGUGAUACUACGUAAUGAAAACAGUGGCGUAGGCACAAUGUCUAACAGUUGUUUGGAGUAUAAAAACGGGUUUGGUAGUGCGAGCCAUGACUACUUUGUCGGAUUAGAUCGUUUGCUUAAGAUGACCAAUCUCAAAAGGCAAACGUUGUUAGUUGCUAAAAGUUUCCAGUCAGGCGAAUAUUUCAUCUACGAUGAUUUUAGUAUAAGAGAUGAGCGGUAUAAUUAUGACGUUGAUAUUUUGGGAAACAGCUGGGGGCAUAAAAUUGGCGCAAAAUUUUUCUCAAACGCCAUAAAAUUAAAACAUGCCACUAGAGGUCAAUGCUACUUUUGGCCGUUUAAAACUCUUGGUCACUUCAAUUUAUUUAACAGGCGCUUUUCCACUAACUAUUUUAUGGCGAUACGUCCCAAGAUAUGUCAGUGA